GGGCGAAGCUGCGGGGGAGGAGGCGCGGCGACGACACGAGGCGCGGCAGCGGCGGUGGGGCUGGGGACGGUUUCUUGGGCUUGGGGGAAGAGCAGGUAUGAGCAUGGAGAAGCGGCACAAGCUCGACAGGGCGCGGCGGUGGUGCUUCAUCGUCGUGCUGGUGGUUACGAUUCUUGUGGUUUCGAUCGUGGGCGGUGUGGUGGGCUCACGGAACUGGAAGAAAUCCGUGAGCGAGAGCGCGAGCUCGGGUACGGCCGCGGAGCAGGCGGAUGGUGCGGAUACGGGGCCGUCGCUGCCGCUGGGAUCGGUGCUGGUAAGACCGUUCCGCGGCGCGGAUCGCCUGUCGACGUGUGUGGCCAGGUCUUACCAGUGGAGCUGCGCCCUGCCGCCCGAUACACGGGUUCCUACUACCACCGCAUUGAACGACGACGUCAGGGUCCCCGAGUUCCGGUUCGUGAUUAAGCGGCGCGACGCCACCUCCGAGUCCGGGCCGGAGAGCGACUGGAUCCCCGUGCCGCGCUCGGCCCCCAACACCACCGACUACGAAAGCGUCUCCUCGGUCGACGGCGUCAGCGACGCAGGCGAGGACUCGGACUUCUACAUCACGCUGAUCACCAAAACUGCUUCUAACACCAGCACUACAGCGAAGCGAGAAAUCAUCCGGGAGGAAUCGCACAUGCUGCCGUUCGCCGUCGCCAACCAGCCGCUGCGACUGUUCGACCGCGGCCUGGAAACGGAGCACUUCGGCUUCCACGUGUAUUUCGACAAGACGGUGCAGUUCGCCAACGAGUCGCGGCUCGCCAACAGCCGCGACAUGGGUGGCGUUGCCGCCGCGGACUCGGGUUACAGGAUCCAGUGGAGCAAUACCCGCUUCAAGGUGUCAAUCUUCACGAAGCAGACGGCUGGAAAAACUGUCGAGACCGGAGAUGACUUGGCAGAGCUGGACCUGCCCGUCGAUGUAUGGGAGGACCGUGUGGGCGGGGAUAAGUUUGGGCGUACAGUCACGGCGUGGGUGCUGGACGCGGAUGGUGCUCCCGAGCGGAAGGUGGGGAUCGCGGAGAAGCGGGGGAUUCGCACGGAGGAGAGGGGCUGCUACUGCCAUUGGUCGAAUUAUCGCAAACCUUAGAGAGCGGUGGGGGGUGCGGGACAAUACGAGAUGAUGCAAUGUAUAAUAAGUAUACGCUUUUCAAUGCCUUUUGCGGCCGGGCUUUAGAUAUUCCGCUGGUGGUGGUGGUGGCCGGGCUUUACAUAUUCCGUCGGGCAGGAUUUUAGAUAACCCGAAGGCGGAGACAGACUCUAAUCCAGCCUUGCGUAUGACGCAACACAACACAACACAAUCCGAC
Molecule: messenger RNA, 1343 nt
Organism: Tricharina praecox
Lineage: Eukaryota; Fungi; Ascomycota; Pezizomycetes; Pezizales; Pyronemataceae
Exons: 1
Coding region: 98-1126 (342 amino acids)
Source: RefSeq, a predicted model, not a curated record